AUGAAUUUUAGAAAACAUGAAAAUACCGCCGAUUUAAUAGAUAGUAUAAUAAAUAGUGAAAAUGGAAAAGUUCAAAAAUAUGUUUUAGAAAGAAAAAGAAAAGAGAAAGAAUUUAUAGAAAAAAAAGAAAAUAUAAAAAAGCAAGCUUUAAAGGCACCAAAACUAAACCAGAUGUUUGUUAUUAAUAAAAACGAUGAUGAUAAAUUAAUUAGCGAAACAAUAGGUCUUAGAACAGUUCAUGAAUAUAAAAAAAUAAAGGAUGAAAUAUAUAGUAAAAAAAGGAAUGAGGAUUUAAAUGAAAAUAUUGAAGAAAAUAAACAUAACAAAAAUAGAAAAUUUAAUUUAUC
Messenger RNA from Plasmodium relictum, 347 nucleotides. RefSeq names its product XAP-5 DNA binding protein, putative. The record is from RefSeq and is a predicted model, not a curated record. The annotation marks the transcript as partial. The transcript has a single exon. NCBI's taxonomy places the organism in Eukaryota, Apicomplexa, Aconoidasida, Haemosporida, Plasmodiidae.